GCCGAUGUUUUAAACUUCACUUCGAAGCUUGUAAACCAAGCCUCGUUUGCGGAAAUUUCUCAUUUUAUUAAGUAUUUUUACCAAUUAUAUUCUUUUUCUGUGCUAAAUUUGUUUUUAAUAGUGUCGUAAGUAUGUACGCUGCAAAAGUGACAAAAAAUCUGAAUAGGUGGUGAAAUUUUUAAAAAAAUCUUGCAAGUUGUCAUGGCGGCGUUUACGGUCGACCAAUAGGAACGCUAGAUGCUAUAGUCGAAGAGUGUACUUUUUCGCUUUGGCUACGCGUCAUCUUAAAAUUCUCCCAUUCUCAGCUAAAAUGGAGUCUAUAGAUAGUAAGAAAUAGUGAAAUUGGACUGGUGUAUUCUAUUCUUAACAGGAAUUUCAUAAGAUUUCAUCGAGUUCUUUUAUAAAACGAGAAAAUGUCUAUUGUUGUCACGUGACGUAUUCGAUUAGUAUGGCGAAAGUGCAAGCGACGACUGUGAGUGGAUUUAAGUAAUUUUUGACAUUCGUAUUUGUAUACAAGUUUGUUUUUAUAAUAUCCCACGUGGAUUAGGAUUACCGUAUGACAGUUUAAUAGCACGAUGUCAACAAGAGGUGCAAAAAAGAGGGGUCGCCCCCCUAAGGUGCAGGUAGCCGAAAGAACUAAAAAAUUUCAAUAUCACCUCCUAAAAAAACCAAAAUACUUGCUAAAUUAUCAAAAGAAGGAGUCUGACUCCCAAUCUAGCACUCCUUCGGCGUCUCGAGCUUCUUCGCCUCAAGAUGAUUCGCAUAGGAGAAGCAGUACAAGAAUUAGAGGUAAAGAUGGGCAUAGAGCGGGUAGAAAAAGUGGUUAUGCUGGUUCUGCUUAUCAAAGAAGAGGAUACAAUACUGCUUAUCAGGACUACCAAGAAUCUGAAUACCAUUACGGUUCAGAUUUUGGUGAUGAAUCUAGUGACAAAAGUGAUAUUGAAGAUGAACUAUUAACAGACAGUGAUAUUGAAUCGAAUGGUGGAAAUGCCAGUGAUAGUGACUUUUCUUUAAGUAGCUUUAGUACAAUGAGUGGCACACCUCGAAAACAAAAUGCUGCCUUAAAUAGAGCUCCCACACCCGAACCCCUCUGGUUGCAAAAUCGAGAUAUACCAUCCUUAACAUUACCGAAAUCAUCUGAUGAUCUUCUGGUCCCUAAAGAACGAAUUAUGGAAGUAGUUAGUAUAUAUGAAGUCCUGAGACAUUUUCGGAAUUUGGUAAGGUUGUCACCUUUUAGAUUAGAAGAUUUUUGUGCAGCUCUUAUGUGCGAAGAUCAAAGUAGUUUACUGUCAGAAAUUCACAUAAUGUUAUUGAAAGCUUUAUUAAGAGAGGAGGAUUCACAACAGACCCAUUUUGGUCCUCUAGAUCAGAAGGAUAGUGUAAAUAUUGCACUUUAUUUAAUUGACAAUAUCACUUACCCAGAAGUUUUAAGAUGUUAUGUAGAGAGUGAUAAGAAUUUUGAUCAAUCUAUUAUUACUACAUUAAAUACUUCAGACUACCCAUUUGCAAAUUUAGAAGAUAGGAUUAAAGUGCUUCAGUUUCUCACAGAUCAGUUUUUGAUUACAAACCCUGUAAGAGAAGAUUUGCUAAGUGAAGUGCCUAUGCACUAUGAUGACCACUGUCGCGUCUGUCACAAAUUGGGAGACCUCCUCUGCUGUGAAACCUGCCCAGCAGUUUAUCAUUUGGAGUGUGUGGAUCCCCCCUUAGUUAAUAUCCCGGAGGAAGAUUGGCAGUGUGGUAUCUGUCGGUCUCACAAAGUAUCAGGAGUUGUUGACUGUGUGCUUGAUUUGGAAAAGCAAGGGCAGCUCUCUCGGCAAGAAGCUCUGGGCUAUGAUAGACAUGGAAGAAAGUAUUUCUUUUUAUGCCGCAGAUUAUUUGUCGAAAGUGAAGAUGGAGAAGUCUGGUAUUACUCAACUUCAGUACAGUAUGAACAUUUACUCAGCCAUCUUGAUAAAGAUGACAUGGAAUCAUCUUUAUAUAGAGAACUCCAAGACUACAAAGAUGAAAUUUGUAGACAGAUGGACCUUACCGAGAAACUCACUAAUCAAUAUAAGGGCGCAAAGAAAACCUAUCUUGAUGUGGAGAACGCAAAUAUCUUGAAAGCGAUUAAGGAGCGCGAAGAAAAACUUGAAGAAGAAAGAAAAGAGAAACAGAGACAAAAUGCUGAAGAUAUGGUGGCAAAGAUGCAUGAAGAAAUUUCAGAUGUGGCCUACCAUGAAUCUGUAACCACCUCUGAACUUACAGAAACAAGUAGUAAUGGAGCAGGAAACAUUGCAACAGCACAAUCAGUAGAGAAGGAUUUACAAGAUGAAGAUGAUGAGAAAAAUAAAGAUUUAAUAACAAGACCUAAGACAGCAUCAUCAACUUCACGCAGUUUGAACUCUGAAGAUUUAAAGAAAAAAAUGAUAUUGGGUAAAGAUGAUGAUGAGUCUAGAAUGACAAGAUUGAGAUCUAAUCAGAUAGCUAAUGGAACGUAUCUCUAUAAACUUGGUAUGGAGAAUACAUUUAAAAGUUAUGUGAAUCAAUUUACCACCAAUAUAAUAGCCCUAAACAAACCCCAAAGGAACGAGGAAAGAGACAAGAAAAGACAUUUGUCUCACAAAUUCUCACUCACUCCUGCUUCAGAGUUUAAAUGGGUAGGAGGUACAAACGGUACUAAACAUAUCAUGAUGAACACUUUGAGACAUACAAUCCUUCAACUGGAACAAGUUAUUCCAUCUCCAUUUAUGCACCCAAAUUGGCAGCUAGUUAGAAAGCACUGGCUCAAUAUUGUAGGAGGUUGUCAAACGCCCAAAGAUUUCGCCAAGGCUUUGAUAGUGUUACAAGCCUGUAUAAAACCAGUUUGUUUUGCAAACGUUUGGCACGAUCAGCUGGGCCACGUCAAGCUUUUUAGAAUAACCGCUCAAGAGAGAGAAGAAAGAAAGAAGAUGGAGAAACGCGAAAAGAAGGAACGCGAGGAGGAAGAAGAAAGGAAUCGCCUCAUAAUUAGCAGUUAUGUCAAAUACACCAUGAGUUUUAAACAUCAGUUGUGGAAGCAAAAGGGCGAAGAGUACCGGAUACAUGGCCGCUGGGGAUGGUUAUGGAUUAGAACUCCACGAAACUUCCGACACGUAGAUUCGAAAAAGAUGGGUUUGUCUGGCGAUCCGCAAAGGUACAUGCUCCAAAUCAGAGACAAAGCUGGUCAAAAGAAAAUAGUCUCUUUAAGCCCCAACAUGUAUAGGUUCCUGAUGAAUAAACUGAAUAACAAAGACAACGCCGAAUCUAGCGAAAACAAAGUAAUCAGCGAAACUGAUAAGAAAAUCGAAGAAGCAUUUCCAGAAGUUCUAAAAAACAUUGAACUUAUUCCUCCUGUCAGUCAGUUUGAGGAAAUUGACGUUACUAAGGCCCUAACUUCACCUGGAAGGUUAUUUUAUCCAAAAGUAGCAAAGAAGGGUAUUCUGGACGAUCUUCUAGCCAGGCGAUUACAAUUGAAAGUUUUAGAAGAGCGUAAGAUUGCUCAGAGUAAAGCUGGGGAAUCACAAAAAGAGGAAGAAACCAUAGAUGUAGAUGGUGAUGAUGAUUCACCAGCUGAAGGUAUUGAUAAACAACUUAACAACAUGUUAUCUGGUAAAAUGUCAUUAAGUAACGCAAGUAUUUCUCUAAAUAAGGAAGUUUUGAAUAACAUUACAAAGAGAAUAAAUACUCUCAGGUCUCAGUAUACCGCUAUAUCAAAAGUAGCUAAAGACUUUCAUUGUUAUGCCCAGCAGUGUAACUCAGCUAACAGUAUACAAAUAGAGAGCAGCUGCUAUUCUCCUCUUUGCAUUCAGAGAGUGAAAAUUCGUAGAGAGUUACUGACUCUUUUGAGAAAAGCCAAUGUCGCCACAAAUAGUUCCACGCCUAUUAAGCCAAACAGUGGAAAUUCUGUUGUUACUCCUAAUAAGAAAGUUUCCAUACUGGAACAAACAUUACAGUCGUCCACGCCAGGAGUAUCUUCACAGGAAAACAAAGAAAAAACUGAUGAGGAAAAUAAACCUACUCAAGCGAGUUUGUGUAAAGAUAUAGUAAACGCUGUUUUGACAGCUGAAAGUGCUGACGACGAUUCUAAACAGGAUGUGUAUAUUCCGGCCAAACCUGAAAAAAUUGAACCUAAACCAGAAAUUGUUAAAAACGAAGACAAACCUAUUGAACCUAAAGAUGAAACGAAAGAGGAGGUUAAAGAAGACUUAUCAGAGCUGAAGGACGAACCUAUGGAUAUUGACGUUACCUGUACCUCUCCUGUGAAGAAAAUUAAAUUAAAAGACGAAGAGGAGGACAUGGACGUAGACAUGAAGGAUAUAUCUCCUGAUACAAUUAAAGAGAUGAUUUUAGGCUCCAAGUCUGACGUCACUCAAAUCGUAACUACGACGACUACAUCAACUACCACAACGGCCACUCGGUCUACCGAUGGUAAAAUUAAGACGAUAUCUGCCGUUCAGAGCACCUCAAAUUCAGUGACGGUUAAAUCGGCCAACGGGAUGGGCCAUACUAUUCAAACCUUGAAUUCGAAGACCGCCACCUAUAGCGCCCAGCAAAACAGGAGGUUCUGUCAGUACCGUAUGGGGUUGAAACGAGAAGAGAAAGUUGUGAAAACCGAACAUGCGGAAGAUGGUAGUGAAAGAGUAUAUUCCACUACAUCCACUGAAGGAAAAAUUUUCCUUAAGAAGAUACCGACUCAGAUGGAGUUAAGACGCAAGAGGCGUCAGGUGGUGAAGUACCCCGCUUGCUCCAAGUUCCAGUCUAAAAAAGGCGUGGCAUCUAUGCUCGUUUUACCACAACACGACGUAAGAAAACUAGCAAGAAAUGCCGGCAGAAUCUAUAUAUCUGGAUACAAUUUCCUUGCCAAACAGAACAACUCUGUAUGGCCGUACCCUUGUGCAAGACCCUUAUUCAAAACCUGCUGGAUCUACAGAACAGUAAACUUAAAAUCGUUGGCGGCGGCAGCUCUACAGUUGCGUAUACUUUGGGCCACGCUUCGAUGGGACGACAUGCAAACUAAACCCCCUACCACCGAUGGCAAGCACCAGAUCACUACAGAAACGGAAAUCUUGUCUUUGGAGCUGUUGAAGCAUAGGCACAUGGGCCAAUUUUUGGAGAAAACGCAGUAUAUGAGGAGGAAGGUGGUGAUUCCGUUGGAAUUGCCGAAAACUAUGAGGGAGGUCACUUCUAUCAGGAGCGGAUUGAGGAAGAGGAAGAGACCUGAGUCGCCCCAGAGCAUGGAUCCGCAAGUUACCGAGGAAUGGGUGGACGAGGACAAGUUGGAAUUGUGGGAGAUCAAGCAGUAUGGAGAGAAGGUGGAAAAGGCUAACCAACAGGUUAUCACUAGGAGCCGUACCGGCAACCUACCCCCUCCGCGACCCUCUCUCCAAUCCGGCGACCACGUGGAGUCGGUCAAAGUGGCCGUUACCGGCAAGGCCAGCGCCGAAGAGAUCAAGGAGAAGAUGGAACAGCAGCUGCGCAUCCAGCGGGCCGCGCACCAACAAAAACGGGCCAUGGAGAUCAAGGGCAUGAACGUUAAACCGGGUUCGGUGUUGGAAAUGGUCGGAACCACCACCCAAGCUACUGCUAGUACUACCUCAGCAACUACUAGUACUACAGCAGAAAAAACAUCUGUUACUAAUCCUCCUCUAAAACCGAUUCAACCGAAAGUGACAUCAGCAGAUGGAACAGUGAAAAUAGUGAAGAACGUAGUCGUUCCCAAUCAGUCGGUUGUCAGUGGCAAACACACGUUAACCUCGCUCCUUACCAGUAACAGCAAGAUAGCCGGUAGAAGAAUUUUGAUGACAAAAGGUCCCGAUGGUACUACGAGAGUUGUCUCUGGCGGAAGUACUAAUAUUCUUCCUAAAAACUUACAAAAUGUGCCGCAACAAAGUUUGAUCAAGGUGCAGACCACAAGCGCAGGACAGGCUCAAGAUCAUAUUUACGCAGCAGCCGUCUCUACACCGACUACCACAUCGGCCACGUCCACGCCCACCAAAGACACACCGCAACGCGUCCAAAUCAUGCGCACGGCCGACGGCCGUCUGACCGUUAAGGGUCUGAUGCCCGGCCAGCAACUGGUCCAAUUUCCCGACGGCAAACUUCAGGUGCUCACCACGACGCCCGUGGCCGCACCUAGCGCCGCCACUACCGCUAAAUCGCCCUCGGUCACCGAAACGCCUACCAAACCCGUCACUAAACCCGUUGUCGCUCCUUCUACUCCCGCAGGUAAGAUGGCGCAGCUCAAGCCGUUGACGACUACGCAGCCGCAACAGCAGUUGGUCGCGCAGCAGCAGCCAGCGCAGCAGGCCGUGAUAGGACAGGCGGUGGUCCAGCCGAAGGCGCAGCUGGUCAAGCCGCCGCCGCAGGUGUUGCAGAAGAUAGCGGUGAGCACGGGAACUCCGAUCGUGCAGCAGCAGGUGGUUUUGGGCACCAAUCAGUUGAUUUCCACUCAGGGCGGUCAGCAGGUUAUUACUAACCAAAUUGUCGUGAACAAUCCCAACUUGGCUCAGCAAUUGGCUACCGGUAAGGUACAGGUUGCCACAAUAAACGGACAGCAAGUACUUAUUCGGCCUACAGGCAACAACCAAGCUCAGGUUGUGGCUCAGUUGACACCUGGCAAUAUAACCCAGGCCAUCCAACAAGCUACUCCUAUAGUACAGGCGCAACAGCAAACCACGCCUCUUAGGAAUAUUGUGCCUGCUAAUAAUCAAGUUACGUCUCCAACGCAGGUUACUCCUCCAACUCCACAACUAGCCAAAACUGUCAAAACUCCACAGAAAGCAGCUCAGCCUGACACGCAAAUCGACAAAGCUACAAUGGAUCAUCUAUUAGCUGGUCAGCCUGCUGGAACGGUCAUCAAAUGCGUUACUGCGCAAGUCAUACAGACUCAACAAGGUCCGAGAAUCGUUCUCCAAGGAUUACAAGGAGCCGAUUUUACUCCUCAGCAGUUGGCAGCUGUUCAACAGCAAGUCAAACAACAGUUGCUAAAAGCUCAAGCAUCGACAGGUAGACAAGGAGUGCUCGGCCCUACCAAAAUUUAUCUUGCCGUUCAACCGAGUUCAAGCGACAAUUCCAGCGAAGGCAUCAACACAACAGUACCACCCUUGGCGCCGGUGCAUUCUACCCCCGUCAAACAAGUAUUCCAGCAAGCUGUCAAACAGCCGACUGUCACUCCGAUAAAACAGACGCCUGUCACUCCAGUUCAGGUUUCCGAAUCUCCCAACCAAGCUAACCGACAAGUUCUCGCAAACGGUCAGCAAUCGCAAACGUCGGCGCUGAUUCAAGCGAUGAAGGCGAAAAUGGAGAACAGCCCCGCCUCGGGAACCUCUACUCAGACUCGUCCCGCCGGCAUCGGCACUCUCGACCAAAACAAACAGUUCGUAGUGACGCCGGACUAUAUCCAGCAAACGAUUAAAACAGCCCUGAAACAAGAAAACCUGAAUCCAGAGAUCGAGGAGAAGCUGUUGCAAUUGCAACGGUACCAAGAGAAGCAGAUGAAACAGGAACCUGAGUGUCCGUCGCCGGUACCUAAAGUAGUACCUCCCACGAUUCCGACCGUAAAUCGGUUCGCGACGGUUGCUAGGAAACGGCCUCCCAGUACGUCCAAGAACGAUGACGCUGAUUGGGUCAUGGAACAGCCGAAAAGAAGUAGACCGAAUAGGAACAGCGAGAGCAAGAAAAUCGAAACUAUUUUACAACCUGAAAGUCCCGUCAAGGAGAAAAUUCUGUCACCAAGAUCGCGUUCAAAGAGUAAAGAAACCGAAAAAGUAUCCAACGCGAAAACCAAGAUUAUGGUUACUCUCUAUCGGCAGAAAGAAUUUCUCAAGAAGGACAUACUAAGAAAGAGGGCACUAUUAGAGAAAGAGUUACAAUAUGAAAUACAGAAGGAAGUGGCAGAAGAAUUGGCAGCUCGAACGAAGAUCGAAAGGACGAAACAAGAUGAAGUCAGAACGGGAAGUAGUAAGAGAAAAUCUGCGGCCACUGCUACAACUGCUGCCAUUCCAGUUCCCAAAACUACCCCGAGUAGAAGCAAGAAAACGUCCAAAUCGCAUAGUUCACCCAAUGCGCCUAAUCAAAAAGGACUCAAGAAAGAAAAGGUUUAUUGCAUAUGUCGCACGCCCUACGAUGAAACUAAAUUUUACGUCGGUUGUGACCUGUGCAAUAACUGGUUCCACGGCGACUGCGUGGAUAUCACCGAGGAGAGUAGUAAAACUCUCACGGAAUUCAUAUGCGACGAAUGCAAAUCAGCGAGAGAAGAUCAAAAACUCUACUGCUUAUGUCAACAGCCAUAUGAUGAUUCACAGUUUUAUAUAUGCUGUGACAACUGUCAAGAUUGGUUCCACGGUAGAUGCGUGGGCAUUUUACAGUCGGAGGCGGACAACAUCGACGAAUACGUAUGUCCGCGAUGUCAAACGAAUAGUUCGGUUAAUUAUGCCAAUAUGAAAGAUUUGACGCAAAAGGACUUUGACAAUUUAAGAAAAUUAAUCAAACAAAUUCAGAGUCACAAAAGUGCUUGGCCAUUUAUGGAACCUGUAGAUCCUACGGAGGCUCCUGAUUACUAUAAAGUUAUUAAGGAACCUAUGGAUUUGCAGAAGAUUGAGAGCAAAGUCAACGAUCAUCGCUACAAGAAAUUGAGCGAGUUCAUAGGAGACAUGACGAAAAUAUUCGACAAUUGUAGAUACUACAAUCCAAAGGAAUCUCCCUUUUUCAAGUGCGCCGAAUCGUUGGAAGCAUUUUUCGUUAACAAAAUAAAAUAUUUAAGAGACAAGCUGUUUGAACACCCCAAGUAAAAUAUUUAGAGUAAUUGUUUUAGGAAAGACUGUAAAUAGCAUGAAACAUGUCAGUCUUCAAAAAAUUUUACAGAUGUUUUUGAAAAAAACAAAAAGUAGUUCAGUAUAAGUGGUAUUAAGUAGGUUUUACUACUACUACUUAAGAUUUUGCAAGAAAUAGCUUUUCAUUUCCUUAUAUACUUUUAAGAAUAUAAUUAGGAUUUUUUGCAGGUUUUAAAGAUCUCAGCUUUAAUUCGUUUAUUUUUUUAUUAUUUCGUUUUUUUUUUAAAUCAACUCUGCCACGAAAUCCGAAAAUUUGUAAAUAUUUUGUGAAUAAUAUUGUGAAUAAAAACACUUUUGUAAAUGGUUUGCUCGUAUUUACAACGCUUAUUUGGUCGUAGUCUUAACUGAAUAUAUUUUAAUAGAGUGUAACAAAGUGUAAUAUUGUUUAUUGACAAAUCAUCUACUUCUUCGACAUCAUUUUAAAUUGAAUAUUUAUAUAUGAUUGUCAAUCAUCUUUAGGUAUAGUGCCAUUGUAGAUAUUAUAUAGGUAUUCAUUUCUAAUUUGAUUAAUUUAAAAGAGAGAUUUCCAUUUACGUUUGCACAUAUUUUAAAUUUUUAUAUUUAGUCAGUAGACUUAUCAAAAAUGUUUUAUU
Molecule: messenger RNA, 9421 nt
Organism: Sitophilus oryzae (rice weevil)
Lineage: Eukaryota; Metazoa; Arthropoda; Insecta; Coleoptera; Curculionidae
Gene: E(bx)
Product: nucleosome-remodeling factor subunit NURF301
Exons: 18
Coding region: 576-8786 (2736 amino acids)
Biological process (GO): regulation of transcription by RNA polymerase II
Cellular component (GO): NURF complex
Molecular function (GO): RNA polymerase II cis-regulatory region sequence-specific DNA binding
Source: RefSeq, a predicted model, not a curated record